This is a messenger RNA of Chrysochloris asiatica (Cape golden mole), 1314 nucleotides long. RefSeq names its product olfactomedin 4 (gene OLFM4). The transcript has 4 exons. NCBI's taxonomy places the organism in Eukaryota, Metazoa, Chordata, Mammalia, Afrosoricida, Chrysochloridae. Bases 166 to 1314 code for a protein of 382 amino acids. The record is from RefSeq and is a predicted model, not a curated record. Gene Ontology annotation, biological process: signal transduction.
UCCAAUUUCACUGGCUCUGUGGACAAUCAGGGGACCUGCCAGUGCUCUCUUCUCCUGCCAGAUACCACCUUUCCCGUCAACAGAGUGGAGCAGCUGGAAUCUCAAACUAGCAUUCUUUCUGAGAAGUUCCGGGAAGAGGCCUUAAAAGUAAACAAGUAUAUCGAAAUGAUCAGUGUCUAUGAAAAGAAGAUCCUAAACCUAACUGUCCGAGUAGAGAUCAUGGAAAAGGAUUCUACUUCUUACACAGAACUGGACUUUGAGCUGAUCAAGGCAGAAGUGAUAGAGAUAGAACAACUGAUUGUCCAGCUGAAGGGGAGCUUGACUGGCAGCUCGGAUAUUGUUGAAGGACUGGAAAUGGAGAUAAAGAAUAUGAGUCUCCUGGUAGAGAAGCUUGAAACACUAGACAAAAACAACGUCCUUGCCAUUCGCCGAGAAAUCUCAACAUUGAAGAAGAAACUGAAGGAAUGUGAGGCCUCCAAAGAGGGAAAUGUCUCCCCUCCUCCAGUUCAGGGGAAAUGUGAUCACGGUGGCGUGGUGAACAUCAGCAAGCCUUUUGUGGUUCGGCUCAACUGGAGAGGGUUUUCCUAUAAGUAUGGGGCCUGGGGUCGGGAUUACUCUUCUCAGAAUCCAGAGAAAGGACUGUAUUGGGUGGCACCUUUGAAUCCAGAUGGGAGGUAUUUGGAGUAUUACAGAAUCUACAAUACGCUGGAUGAUUUGCUGUUGUACAGGCAGGCCAAAGAGAAUCGGGUUACUUAUGGCCAAGGCAGUGGGACCGUGGUUUACAAAAACAACAUGUAUAUAAACUGGCACAACACGAGGGACAUUGUCAAACUUAACUUGUCCACCAACACAGUGGCUCUGAGGAGCCCUCUCCAAAAUGCUACCUUUAAUAACCGUUUUUCAUAUGCUAAUGUUAAUUGGCAAGAUAUUGACUUUGCUGUGGAUGAGAAUGGAUUGUGGGUGAUUUAUGCAACUGAAGCCAGUACUGGUAACAUGGUGAUUAGUAAACUCAAUGACACCACACUUACGGUGCUAAAUACUUGGCAGACCAAGCAGUAUAAACCAUCUGUUUCUAACGCCUUCAUGGUAUGUGGGGUUCUGUAUGCCACCCGUACUCUGAACACCAAAACAGAAGAGAUUUUCUACUACUAUGACACAAACACAGGGAAGGAGGGCCAACUAGGCAUUAUAAUGCAUAAGAUGCAAGAAACUGUGCAGAGCAUUAAUUACCACCCUUUUGAAAAGAAACUUUUUGUCUAUAAUGAUGGUUACCUUUUGAAUUAUGAUGUGAUUUUCUAUCAGAAACCACAGUAA